CGACCACCACGGCGACCGCCUACAGCCCUCCGCCCUCCUCUCCCUCGCCCCCCUACAUCGUGGGCCAGCGGUUACGCGAUGCCGCGAUGUUUUCUCCUUCUAGCGCCAGUAGUGGUUCAGACGGGUCAACAUUUCUAGGUGUGGAGGACACAUCAGCUGCUGCCGCCAGUUCGAGCGGCAGUUGUGGCAGAAAAAUGGUGUGGACGUGCGUGCGCGUGCCCCUGAAUGACCCCCAAAAGGAGCCGGCGGCGGAGCCCAGCUUGUCUCGUGGCACCAUGAAAGGAGCAAUGACUGCUGCUUGCGGGAACAGGAGAAAAGAAGAUGGCUAUGAUAAUCUUACGGAGGGGGUUAUUCUUGCGGCGCCGCCGGGUCUACCUUGUUCCUCCUCCAGUACCUUACCGCCUCCAGCACUGGUGCAGGAGCGAAAGACCCUAGACGAGGAUGCUGAUUGUGAUUUUCCUGCCCGGACAUCAAGAACGAACAGCAUGACAGUCCAACAAGAUAAUGUGCACAAUGCACCCAUCACGGAACAAAUGAACGAAGACAUCAUGAUCCCUGCUGACGUCGAGCAACUGAAGUCCGAGACUAUCGACAUGCUGAAGCACAUAAGCGAUUUCGAUUUGGAGCACCGGCUUUCCGACGCCGAAGCACAGGUUGCCUUGCAGAUCAUCGAAGAACGUUCGGCGCAGAACACGGACAGGGAUCUCGCGCGAGCCACUGCGAUGUUGCGCAACAAGCUCAAGAAGAGCAAGCGCGGGGUGGUGGAUGAUGCAAGAGCUAGUGCAUCAACAUCAGAGACAGUGAGGCUGGACGACGCCACGCAUCGUCUGCGCGGCCUCGUUAUCACCACGAAGACCGAGCGUGGUUCUUACCGAGUUCUUCAAGGGGGAUCCGAGUGCAGCAGUGCGCCAACUUCUGCGACCGCCAGCACAGCGACAGGUGGAGCUGCGUCCUCUUCCUCGACGCAGAAGAUGGCUCAGGCAGAGAGCACUUCCAAGCCGCCCUCGAAGAUGAGCCCGGCAUCAAGCAGCAUUUCGUCUCAGACUGUCGCGGCGAGGCCCUCCUGCAGCUCCCCACCAACGGCAGCACAACCAAAGAUCAUCACGGGAGCGGAGCGAGGACAGCAGCGAGAUGAAUCGCUGGAACAACGACCCCACGACCCGCAGCUGGAGUCGCGCUCCUCGUGUGACGUUUUCCAAAGCUCCUCGUUCUUGACGGCCCACGACCAGGCCAGUAGCGCGACGUCGCGGCAGGGGGGCG
Amoebophrya sp. A120 is the source of this 1260-nucleotide messenger RNA. NCBI's taxonomy places the organism in Eukaryota, Dinophyceae, Syndiniales, Amoebophryaceae. The record is from the annotation of a GenBank genome assembly.